Myxocyprinus asiaticus (Chinese sucker) is the source of this 2305-nucleotide messenger RNA. It is a transcript of the gene hdac10, whose product is annotated as histone deacetylase 10. The transcript has 20 exons. The record is from RefSeq and is a predicted model, not a curated record. NCBI's taxonomy places the organism in Eukaryota, Metazoa, Chordata, Actinopteri, Cypriniformes, Catostomidae. Gene Ontology annotation, cellular component: histone deacetylase complex. Gene Ontology annotation, molecular function: histone deacetylase activity. Gene Ontology annotation, biological process: chromatin organization. The coding region runs from base 134 to 2161 and encodes 675 amino acids.
GGCGCCGGAAGCUUCUCUCCGCGAAGAAACAAACAUAAACACAAGCUUAUGUGCAUUCUGAAGACAGAUUGACAUUAUAAUUACAGUUAUUAAUAGUUUAUUCCAUCAGUGCGACAGAAAGUAAAGUGUUAAAAUGUCGUCAGGAUGCGCACUGAUCUUCGAUGAGGAGAUGAGCCGUUAUAAACUCCUCUGGAAAGAUCCAACUUGUGAAAUUGAGGUGCCUGAGCGGUUGACCGUGUCUUAUGAAGCGCUCAGGACGUCCGGCGCGGUGCAGAGGUGCACACAGGUGCCAGUCCGCCAGGCCACCGAGCAGGAGAUUUUACUUGCACACAGUGAGGAAUAUCUGGAGGUCAUGAAACAAACUCCAAAAAUGACUGAGGAACAGCUGAUGGAGUUUUCAAAGAAGUACAACGACGUCUAUUUCCACCAAAACAUCUAUCAUUGUGCUCAGUUAGCCGUGGGGGCCACAUUGCAGCUGGUGGACAGCGUCAUGAAGAGAGAAGUUAGAAACGGCAUGGCGCUGGUUAGGCCUCCCGGACACCACAGUCAGCGUUCUGCUGCAAACGGUUUCUGCGUGUUCAAUAACGUGGCCAUUGCAGCACUUUAUGCUCAGAAAAACUACAGCGUAAACAGGAUUUUGAUUGUGGACUGGGAUAUCCACCAUGGACAGGGUGUCCAGUACUGCUUUGAGGAAGACCCAAGUGUGCUUUAUUUUUCUUGGCAUCGAUAUGAGCAUCAGACCUUUUGGCCCAAUCUCCCAGAGUCAGACUACACCAGUAUCGGGAAAGGCAAAGGAUCCGGCUUCAACAUUAACCUCCCCUGGAACAAGGUGGGGAUGACGAACAGUGACUACCUCUCUGCCUUCUUCCACGUUCUUUUGCCUGUCGCAUACGAGUUUAAUCCAGAGCUGGUUCUGGUGUGUGCCGGUUUUGAUUCAGCCAUCGGUGACCCAGAGGGUGAAAUGUGUGCCACCCCUGAGAUCUUUGCCCACCUCACCCAACUCCUGAUGCCUCUGGCUGCUGGCAAAAUGUGUGUCGUCCUUGAGGGAGGGUACAACCUCAAAUCUUUGGCCCAAUCGGUUUGCCAGACCGUCCAGACCCUUCUUGGAGAUCCGGCCCCUCGUCUGUCAGAACUCAGUGCCCCUUGUGAUAGUGCACUGGAUUCUAUUGCGAAUGUUCGUACAGCUCAUUCACCGUACUGGAGCUGUUUUAAACACUUAGGCACUAAUUCAGACACGAGCAUUAAACAUCGCAAACUGGAAGAGAAGAACGGCGGAACGAAAGAUGCAAAACCUUCACCGGAGACUCAAACCAAGAAGAAGAUGGAGGAUAUUGUGUGGCCUGAACCCUUACCAAGAUCAUCACCUGCUCUGCGCACAGUUGUAGCUCCCCCUUCUGGUGUGGAGGUCGCACUGCCAGAGGGCUGCAAGAGUUUGGGGGAAAUCUCCAAAAGUGCUCCUGAAGUAGCACAAAAGAUCAGAGAUAAGCUUUGCCAAGACGUAGUGGACCAAAAGAUGCUCCAGCCCCUUGGAAAUAUAAUUUCAGUUCUUGACCAAAUGAAGAAUAAAGAGGUGUGUAAUGGCUGCGUUCUGGUGCCCGACUUGAAUGUGUCCGUACAAUGUUCUGUUGAACAUGCACUCACCAGCCUUACUAAACGGGUGCUGAUUGUUUUUAUUGGAGAUGGAAAAUUGCCAGUCAACACCAGUGAUGGGACGGCAUUACUCGUGCAAAUAUGCAGUGAAGAAGCGGAAGAAGAGAAGUCUAUCAACCACGUGCCAUUGUGUCUAAGAAAAGGGGAAAGUUUCACAGAAGGUUUCAUGCAGGCAGUGUUGGGUCUGCUUCUGCCCCUGGCUUAUGAGUUUAACCCGUACCUGGUGCUGGGGGUUGUUGAGGAGGGCAAAUGGAAAACUCUUUUGCCACCAGUCUGGGGUCACCUGAUCAGUCUGCUUCAAGGCCUGGCACAGGGGCGAACGCUUGCCUUACUGCAGGGGUAUGACAAAGAUCUGGUGGAGGUUACAGCCGCUGCCCUCUCUGGGGCCCCUGCCCCUGCUCUUGGUGCCCUGGGGCCCCCCAAACCUGAAGAUUUUCAGGCGAUGGAAAAGCAAAGACAAAGGCUGCAGAAACGGUGGAGUCUACUCCGAUGCACAGUUUCAGAAAGCUGAUGGAAACUCCUGGGAUGUCCUCUCUCCUCACUCCUUAUGUCGAGCUAUGAGAAAAUCAUCAAUUCUUACAAUUCUUUCGUAAUUUUAUACUUUUCUAUGAUAUUAAAACAAAUCUGCAUUUGGCAGUGGAUGGUUAUUUUCUGA